AUGUCAUCGGAUGAAAUAAAAUUCAAUUCAACGUUAGAAGCGCACGAAUCCCUGCCUUAUGCAAUGUGGUUGCCUUUGGAUGAAAAAGAGCACUACUUGGCAGCUCUCUGCAUUCAAACCCUCUGUGCUUUGUUAGCUAUAAACUAUUACUGCUUCGUACAGUGCAUUUUGGUAAUUUUGCCUCUUAGUGUUACCUUAAGGCUGAAAGUACUAGGGAAUCAUUUGGAGAAUAUCAAAUAUUCCAGGAAUAACAGUCUUCAGACCAGUGAAGCAGAUGAUUUGGAUUGUAUAAAAGACAUGGUCGUACUUUGCAUUAAAGAACACACGAAUAUUAUAGAGAUCUGCUCCAUUCUGAACAAUACUGUGAAAUAUUUAAUGUUACUGGAAUUCCUAAUGUCUUCAGCACAGAUUUCUCUAGCUCUGGUCCUGUUGACUACUAGUGUUGCCAUAUCUAAUGUGCUCUAUGGAAUGCAAUGGUAUGAGUAUAACAAAAGUAUAAAUACUAGUAUCCACAUUAUGAUGAUUCGCUCCCAGAAGCCGCUAUCAAUUACGGUCGGACCAUUUGGAGAAAUAUCUUUGGAAAUGGCUGUCAAGGUUAGAGUUUGA
Molecule: messenger RNA, 606 nt
Organism: Anoplophora glabripennis (Asian longhorned beetle)
Lineage: Eukaryota; Metazoa; Arthropoda; Insecta; Coleoptera; Cerambycidae
Product: odorant receptor 67c-like
Exons: 3
Coding region: 1-606 (201 amino acids)
Biological process (GO): detection of chemical stimulus involved in sensory perception of smell; sensory perception of smell
Cellular component (GO): plasma membrane
Molecular function (GO): olfactory receptor activity; odorant binding
Source: RefSeq, a predicted model, not a curated record